Chelmon rostratus (copperband butterflyfish) is the source of this 2847-nucleotide messenger RNA. RefSeq names its product acyl-CoA synthetase family member 2 (gene acsf2). NCBI's taxonomy places the organism in Eukaryota, Metazoa, Chordata, Actinopteri, Chaetodontiformes, Chaetodontidae. Gene Ontology annotation, molecular function: medium-chain fatty acid-CoA ligase activity. The record is from RefSeq and is a predicted model, not a curated record. Bases 223 to 2064 code for a protein of 613 amino acids. Gene Ontology annotation, biological process: fatty acid metabolic process. The transcript is spliced from 17 exons.
CCGGACGUCUGUCUGCAUACAGCAGGUCAGUCUGGACCCACCGUAACUGAUCGUCAGCUGGCGUUGACACAUCCGCUCACGUCCGGUCCGACAAAGCUUCCCAUCGGUCCCACAGAAUAUUAAUGAAUUCAGAAUCUCGGCAGCAGAUCUGAAGAGGUCCACUGACGCAGACAGUCGCUCAGCUUUGGCGCAAACGGGUGCGGUGACCUGCAGCUGCACACAAUGAUCCCCAAGAUUCCGCUGAGCCUCCAGUCUCUCCGGAGCAACUGUGCUUUUUCCAGAGCUGGAAAAGUUCUGCAGAGACCAGGGACACGUCAUCCAGGACUACCUGCAGCAAGCCGUUGCAUUCACGUGGACUCGCCGCCCAUUAUCCCAACUCUCACUACCAGCUAUGCCCACGGCACAUCUUCCACAUCCUUGCUCCAUUAUACAGUUGGAGAGGCCCUGCAGAGGACUGUGGAGCGCUAUCCUGACAGAGAGGCCUUGGCCUUUUCAGAAGAUGGAGUCCGCAAGACCUUUGCACAGUUUCAGCAGGAGGUGGAUCAAGCUGCAGCCGGCCUGCUGGCACUUGGGCUUACGAAAGGAGACCGGCUCGGCAUGUGGGGACCCAACAUUUAUGAAUGGGUCCUGUUCCAGUUCGCCACAGCCAAAGCUGGCAUUAUAUUGGUAUCCGUGAAUCCGGCGUACCAGCUGCAGGAAGUUGAGUUUGCGUUGAGGAAGGUGGGAUGUAAGGCUGUCGUUUGUCCUACGGAGUUUAAGAGUCAGAAGUACUGUGACAUGCUGAGACAGAUAUGUCCAGAGAUCGACUCGUCCACCCCGGGAGACAUCAAGAGCGCCAAACUCCCAGACCUCCGCUCUGUGAUCGUUCUGGGUAGUCGACAACCAGGAAUGUUCCACUUUGAGGACGUGAUGCAGGCGGGCAGCAGCCGGCACGUACAGCAGCUCCAGGAUCUGCAGAAGAAACUCUUCUGUGAAGACCCCAUAAACAUCCAGUUCACUUCGGGCACAACUGGCUCCCCAAAGGGCGCCACCUUGUCUCACUUCAACAUCGUCAACAAUGCCUACUUUGUUGGCAAAAGAGUGGGAUACGACUGGAAGCCUCACAGUCGUGUCUGUCUGCCUGUGCCCAUGUACCACUGCUUUGGCUCUGUGGGUGGUGGGAUGUGCAUGGCUGUGCACGGCAUCUCUCUGGUCUUUCCCUCGGCGGCCUACAAUGGAAAGGCCAACAUAGCAGCUCUGGAGAGCGAAAGGUGCACCUACGUCUACGGCACCCCCACCAUGUACGUUGAUAUGGUCAGCCAACCAGACUUAGAUAAAUAUGACUUGUCAUCAGUGGAGACCGGCAUCGUCGCUGGUGCUCCAUGUCCUCCAGAACUUGUGAAGAGGGUCAUCUCUAAAAUGGGCAUCAAGGGCUUGACAAUUGGUUACGGGACCACGGAGAACAGCCCUGUGACGUUCUGCGGCCACCCGGCGGACAACCUGGAGAGGAAGUCCGAGACGGUCGGCUUCAUCAUGGACCACUUAGAGGCUAAAAUAGUGAACCCAGCGACAGGCGAGGUGCUGCCUCUGGGGGAGAUGGGGGAGGUUAUGAUCAGAGGCUACUGUGUGAUGUUGGAGUACUGGGAGGAUCGAGCCAAAACAGAGGAGUGCAUCACUAAAGACGGCUGGUACAAGACGGGAGACAUCGGCAGCCUGGACGCGUACAGCUACUGCCGGAUCGACGGCAGGAUUAAAGACAUGAUCAUCAGGGGAGGAGAGAACGUUUAUCCGGCUGAGAUCGAGCAGUUCCUGCACACACACCCCAAAGUGAAGGAGGCGCAGGUGGUCGGGGUGAAGGAUUCCCGUAUGGGUGAAGAAGUCUGUGCCUGCAUCAAGCUGAUGGACGGGCAGGACUGCACUGAAGAGGAACUCAAAGCUUACUGCAAGGGGCAGAUGGCUCACUUCAAGAUUCCUCGCUACGUACUCUUCGUCACCAGCUACCCGCUCACUGUUACUGGAAAGAUCCAGAAGAAUAAACUCCGCCUGGAGGCUGAGAAGCUGCUGGGGAUGGAUGAGGGAAAAUGACGGGGCCACCUCGCGUGUAAAGAGCAUUCAGUUGCCGUGAACCACAAACACCAAUUGGGAUGAACACCCCUCCAUCAGAACAUCUCAACACGUCUCCAGAAGUAACAGCAGACGGUAGAUGUGUGAUGGCUGGGUAUGAAGCUACACGCUGAGCCACAUGGUCGUCUGUAUCCUCUGUAACCAGCUGUUAAAGGGAUGAGUGUAGUCAAAUUACGCAUUUUUCUUACUGUCAACAAAUCCCAUGAAAUGACCAAAACCAACAAUUAAUUGAUGUUAGAAGUAUUACCUGUGUAUACUAAAGUACAAAACACUGUUGCUUCAAUAGCAUGAACACACCAAUGUCCUGCUGCCACAAAUACUCACUGAGCACCAAAUAUGCAUGAAUCCACAGCUGAAAAUAGCUCCCAGCUAAUGCAUCAAUUACUAAUAAAUGUGGGUCUCACAGGCAGCAGCAGUAGGAAAAAAUAGCAAUAGAAGAGAGAAAUAUAAAAUACAAACAUAUAUGCAUGCUUACAGGCAACUAGCUAAUGGUGAAUGUGUACCUUGAAAUAAAGUGUUAGCAAAAACAUCCUACUCUGUAAUGUAGGUGUAACAGAAAUGUGAAACCAAAAGCGACAGACGGAUCUCUCUCCGUCCGUCUCACUGCACUCAAACAGCACUGAAGAACAGUGCAGAACCUGGAGUGGAACCACUCCGUUCUCCACAGUUCCUGUUUUAUCCUGCUAUAAAAAUAUAUUUUACAUCAACUUGAAAUAAACUUUGUACCACAUUAUUAAAACCAGG